AUGGCAUAUGGGCUGGCCCUCAUGCCAUUUGCCUACCCCGACCUAACGGUGAUGAGCUCGGUGCUGACCUCAGCAACAAAGCAGGCGGUGCGCCUGACCACGGCCGCCCCAAACCUCCUCAUCCAGAAUGCGCGUGCCGCUGGCGGACUUGGCUGUCACUCACUGGCGGUGGAAGCUGCCACGCAGGCCGCAGAGCGCACCAUCACCUGCCUGAAUGACAAAGGCAGAAUAGGCAGGAUCACAAGAGCUCUGCUCAGGGCACAGCUGGAGCUACACAAUGGCACCGCCACGGACGUGGUAGGACCGUCCAACAACAGGCCGAGCUGGCUGCACCAAUACAGCAUGGGGCUGCGGAGGCUCGAAAUAGCGCGCCAGACGGGCCUCUUCCUGGCAAACGAUGCGUGCGAUUUCAAAACCAAACAGCUGUCACAGCAGCUCAAGGCGUGGCUGACUCGCCUGGGCGGCGCGCCGGCCGCCAAGCCCACUGCCUUGAAAGCGAUUACCGAUGCACUCGCACCCGACCUGAUGAAGUU
Monoraphidium neglectum is the source of this 533-nucleotide messenger RNA. RefSeq lists its product as hypothetical. The transcript has a single exon. NCBI's taxonomy places the organism in Eukaryota, Viridiplantae, Chlorophyta, Chlorophyceae, Sphaeropleales, Selenastraceae. The annotation marks the transcript as partial. The record is from RefSeq and is a predicted model, not a curated record.